AGGGCGCUUCGCAGCUAGGAUGAAGCUCCGGUUCGUUGGUCGGUAGUACUAUGAUUUGGUAUGUGGCUGCUUUGAUAGCAAGUGUGAUCAGCACCAGAGGACUGGCAGCAGCUCAAGGUGCCCACGGCUUGAGGGAGGAACCCGAGUUUGUGACAGCUCGUGCUGGGGAGAGUGUGAUCUUGGGAUGCGACGUAAUCCACCCGCUGACGGGCCAGCCCCCUCCUUAUGUGGUAGAGUGGUUCAAGUUCGGAGUGCCUAUUCCCAUCUUCAUCAAGUUUGGGUUCUACCCUCCCCAUGUGGACCCAGAAUAUGCCGGCCGUGCCAACCUUCAUGACAAGGCAUCUCUGCGCAUUGAGCAGGUUCGCUCUGAAGACCAGGGUUGGUAUGAGUGUAAAGUGCUCAUGCUGGAUCAGCAGUACGACACGUUCCACAACGGCAGCUGGGUGCAUCUCACCGUCAAUGCUCCCCCCACCUUCACAGAAACUCCCCCCCAAUACGUAGAGGCGAAAGAAGGCAGCAGCAUUACCCUGACAUGCAUGGCUUUUGGGAACCCUAAACCGACGGUUACCUGGCUAAAAGAGGGGGACCUCUUGGGUAAUAAGAACAAAUAUCAGGUUAGUGAUGGGAGCCUGACUGUUGUAUCCAUCAGUCGGAACGACCGAGGUGCUUACACUUGCCGGGCUUACAGUAUCCAGGGAGAGGCUGUGCACACCACCCGCUUGCUCGUCCAAGGACCCCCUUUCAUCGUUUCCCCUCCAGAGAACAUCACAGUUAACAUCUCCCAGGAUGCAAUGUUCACCUGCCAGGCCGAGGCAUAUCCAGGCAACCUGACCUAUACUUGGUAUUGGGAGGAAGAGAAUGUCUACUUUAAGAAUGACCUGAAGCUUAGGGUCCGGAUCCUGAUUGAUGGGACACUGAUCAUCUUCCGAGUCAAGCCUGAAGAUGCUGGCAAGUACACCUGCAUUCCAAGCAACAGCCUCGGCCGCUCGCCAUCCGCCUCUGCCUAUCUGACAGUGCAAUAUCCUGCCCGGGUGGUGAACAUGCCGCCCAUAAUAUACGUUCCUGUGGGGAUACACGGAUACAUCCGCUGUCCAGUUGAGGCAGAACCGCCAGUUACCCUGGUCAAGUGGAACAAAGAUGGACGCCCCCUGCACAUUGAGAAGUAUUCUGGCUGGACCCUGAUGGAAGAUGGCGCAAUUCGAAUAGAAGAGGCAACGGAAGAUGCUCUUGGCACAUACACCUGCAUGCCUUAUAAUGCCCUGGGUACAAUGGGCCAGUCUUCCCCUGCCCGACUGGUACUGAAGGACCCGCCCUAUUUCACGGUGCUACCAGGCUGGGAGUACAGACAAGAGGCAGGGAGGGAGCUGUUGAUACCCUGUGCUGCUGCAGGAGACCCCUUUCCUGUCAUCGCCUGGAGAAAGGUAGGGAAGCCCAGUAGAAGCAAGCACAACACCCUCCCAAGUGGCAGCCUCCAAUUCCGAUCUCUCAGUAAGGAUGACCAUGGAGAGUGGGAAUGCGUCGCCACCAACAUCGUCACAAGCAUCACUGCUAGCACUCAUCUGACAGUCAUCGGCACAAGCCCCCAUGCGCCGGGCAAUGUGCGCGUCGUCGUUUCCAUGACCUCUGCCAACGUUUCCUGGGAGCCCGGCUAUGAUGGCGGAUAUGAACAGACAUUCUCAGUUUGGAUGAAGCGGGCACAGUUUGGACCUCAUGACUGGCUCUCUCUUCCAGUACCGACUGGCCCCAGCUGGCUGCUCAUGGAUAAUCUAGAACCGGAGACUGCCUAUCAGUUCAGUGUCUUGGCCCAAAACAAGCUGGGCACAAGCUCCUUCAGUGAGGUGGUCACUGUGAAUACUUUAGCAUUCCCUGUCACAACUCCAGAACCCCUGGUGCUGGUUACUCCACCGAGGUGCCUAACAGCCAAUCGGACACAGCAAGGAGUCCUGUUGUCAUGGCUUCCUCCAGCCAAUCAUAGCUUUCCGAUUGACCGUUAUAUCAUGGAGUUUCGGGUAGGAGAAAGAUGGGAGAUUUUAGAUGAUGCCAUCUUGGGGAGUGACAGUGACUUUUUUGCCAAGGAUUUGACUCAGGAUACGUGGUAUGAAUUCCGAGUUCUGGCUGUCAUGCAAGACCUCAUCAGCGAACCCAGCAACAUUGCUGGUGUAUCCAGCACAGACAUAUUUCCACAGCCGGACCUGACAGAUGAAGGUUUGGCCCGACCUGUGCUGGCAGGAAUAGUUGCCACCAUUUGCUUCCUCGCUGCUGCCAUCUUGUUCAGCACUUUAGCUGCCUGCUUUGUUAACAAGCAACGCAAACGGAAACUCAAGCGCAAAAAAGACCCUCCUCUCUCAAUAACCCACUGCAGGAAAAGUCUUGAGUCUCCGUUGUCUUCUGGCAAGGUGAGUCCUGAGAGCAUCCGCACUCUUCGGCCCCCUUCUGAAUCCUCCGAUGACCAAGGUCCACCUGGCAAGCGGAUGUUGAGCCCCAGCAAGGAGAAGGAGCUGUCUCUUUAUAAGAAGACCAAGCGGGCCAUCAGCAGCAAGAAAUACAGUGUUUCCAAGGCCGAGGCGGAAGCUGAAGCGACCACCCCCAUUGAACUUAUCAGCCGUGGGCCAGAUGGCCGCUUUGUUAUGGACCCUUCAGAGAUGGAGCCCUCGCUCAAGACCCGACGGAUCGAGGGCUUCCCCUUUGUGGAGGAGACGGACAUGUACCCAGAGUUCCGCCAGUCAGAUGAAGAAAACGAUGACCCUGUGAUGCCUGCCUCUGUGGCGGCCCUCAAGUCCCAACUGACACCUCUUUCCUCCAGCCAGGAGUCUUACCUUCAGCCACCAGCAUACAGUCCCAGAUUCCACCGGGGCCUGGAAGGGACAGCCACCCUGGAGAGCCGCCUCCAAGCCACUGGUCAGGCCAGGCCUCCGCCCCCCAGGCCAUUCCACCAUGGCCCAUAUUACGGUUACCUCAGCAGCAGCAGCCCCGGGGAGAUGGACCCUCCGCCUUUCUACAUGCCAGAGGUCAGCCCUCUCAGUUCCGUCAUGUCCUCUCCUCCUCUGCACCCUGAAGGGCCCUUCGGCCAUCCCACCAUCCCUGAGGAGAAUGGAGAGAAUGCUUCCAACAGCACACUGCCUCUGACCCAGACUCCAACAGGGGGCCGGUCCCCUGAACCAUGGGGCAGGGCUGAGUUCCCUUUCAGCGGCCUGGAGUCCUCACCCAUUAUGUUUCCUCACCAGCUCCACCACUGCGAAAUGGCUGAGAGCAUGCAGCCAAAGGCCAGUCUUCCUAGGGGACCACCACCUUCCUCUCUCCAGGUCCCUGCAUCCUACCCUGGCAUUCUGGCCCUGGAGGCACCAAAGAGUUGGACUGGCAAGUCACCGAGCAGGAGCCAACCUUCUGUGCCCACCGCCACCAAAUGGCAGGACAAACCUAUGCAACCAAUGGCGAGUCAAGGGCAGCUAAGACAUACCAGUCAAGGCAUGGGCAUACCUGUGUUGCCUUACCAUGGGCCGUCCGAGUCAGUCAGCCACAGCGGCACAAGCACAUUCGGCCUGGACACCAGGUGGUACGACCCCCAACCUAGACCUCGGCCCAGCCCUCGGCAAAUCAGGAGGGCUGAGCCCAGUUUACAUCAGGUGGUGCUACAACCUUCGAGGCUUUCCCCCCUGACCCAGAGUCCCCUCAGCUCCCGCACCAGCUCUCCAGAGCUGACAGCACGAGCCAGGCCACGACCAGGCCUCAUCCAACAGGCGGAGAUGUCCGAGAUCACCCUGCAGCCUCCGGCGGCGGUCAGCUUCUCCCGCAAGUCCACUCCAUCAACUGGAUCUCCUGCCCAGAGUAGCAGGGGAGGGAGCCCCAGCUUCCGACCUGCCAUGGCCUUCACCUCUUUAGCCACUGGCUACCCCCCCUCUCAGUGCCCCUCCCUGCCCGUGGAGCCCAUGGACGUCUUUGGACAAAUUCCCUCACCAAGGAGGUCUGGAGAGGAGAUUCUUAGGCCGGAGCCAACACCGACAACCAGUUCAGGAAAACGUCCAUCUCCAACCCGGAACGCUGCUGCACCUGAGAGGCUCGAAGCUCUGAAAUACCAGCGGAUAAAGAAGCCCAAAAAGUCAUCCAAGGGCUCCUCGAAAUCCAAAAAACAAAUCAAUGGUUCUGCCUCCCAGGUUCAGCAACAUCCUAACUCUCAGGUACUGUGGCCCGAUGAAGCUGUCUGUCUCCGGAAGAAGAAGAGACACCCUCGUCAGGACCCCUUUGCCCGCCUCUCAGCACUGAAGGACGACCUCUGUCACCGGCAGGUUCCUGAAGACCAGACAGCCAUUCUCAACAGUGUGGACCAUGAUGAUUCCAGUGGGCAUGCAACCUUACUUUAGAGUAGCACCAGCCAGAGCAAGGACAAGGGGGGAGCAGGGAGGUGGAAAGGGUGCAAAUAUCUCUUUAUCAGGCAGAAUGUGUGGUGGAACGUCAGGGAGAGAAGAGGCUGAAGCACAGGUGUGUGUGUGAGUAAUAUAUUUGAGGGUGUGGGCUUCAGUGUUGUCUUUGGGUACCAGCAGGGAGGGAAUGUGCCUAACAAGCAAUUAAUAUCACAUACCGAUGUGCAUGACUCUUGUGUGGUACUUGAUAGAAGAAAAUCCAGCAUCAUGUCUUUGACCAUUGCAGGGAGAGGUUUACUUCUCCGUACAGCAACUUCAGUUGCAAUGCAAUCCAUGAAGAUAGGAAAUAUCCUAAAUGAGAGGACAGA
Molecule: messenger RNA, 4726 nt
Organism: Elgaria multicarinata webbii
Lineage: Eukaryota; Metazoa; Chordata; Lepidosauria; Squamata; Anguidae
Gene: IGSF9B
Product: immunoglobulin superfamily member 9B
Exons: 20
Coding region: 51-4358 (1435 amino acids)
Biological process (GO): cell-cell adhesion
Molecular function (GO): protein binding
Source: RefSeq, a predicted model, not a curated record